UGAUCGAUGCCUGACCGAAACCGGCUCCACGCUCCGAAGCCUUUCUUGUUUGUCUGCAUGGGCCAUGCAUGCGUGUGGGGCCAGGAGCCGAGCUGGGCGACGAUUUCAGGGAAAGUGUGUGUUUCCUCAGCGGAUGAUGAACCUCUAGUCUUGCUUUGAAAAAGCCAUUUUGUGUAACUCUUGACUGAAUAAUUUCCUAAUACACCUGUUGCGAGGAUCACUGACACAGUAUGCCAUUUGAGAGGUACUUUUUCUUGAUCAAAUACUGGUGAUCAGAGAAGAGAGGUGUUUUUAUUUUUUGGGUUUUCUUCCCUGAUCAUUAUGAACAUUGGCUUUUCAUCCUGAAAUUAAAAUGUUGAAAACCGAGUCUUCAGGCGAACGGACCACUCUCAGAAGUGCCUCUCCUCACAGGAAUGCAUAUAGAACUGAGUUCCAGGCACUGAAAAGUACCUUUGACAAACCCAAGUCAGAUGGCGAACAGAAAACAAAGGAAGGCGAGGGCUCCCAGCAGAACAGGGGGAGGAAAUAUGGCUCCAACGUCAACAGAAUUAAAAACCUGUUUAUGCAGAUGGGUAUGGAGCCCAGUGAGAACUCCGCUGUCAUCGCCAGAACAAGGGGGAAAGGUGGACCUUCGUCCCCUCAGAGAAGAAUGCGGCCCAGAGAAUUUCUGGAGAGAACAGAUGGCUCGGUGGUUAAGUUGGAGUCCUCUGUUUCGGAACGGAUCAGUAGAUUUGAUACCAUGCACGAUGGCCCUUCGUAUUCUAAGUUCACAGAAACUCGGAAGUUGUUUGAGAGAAGCGUGCCCGAGUCAGGACAGAACAACCGUUACUCCCCAAAGAAAGAGAAAGCUGGGGGGAGUGAGGCUCAGGAUGACUGGGGCAGCUCGAAGUCCAACAGAGGCAGCACCGAUUCCUUGGACAGCCUUAGCUCCCGCACCGAGGCUGUCUCCCCGACGGUGAGCCAGCUGAGUGCGGUGUUUGAGAACACCGAUUCCCCCAGUUCCGUCGUGUCGGAGAAGGCCGAAAACGAGUACUCGGUCACUGGACAUUAUCCUCUGAAUUUACCAGCUGUGACUGUUACAAAUCUUGACACCUUCGGUCGUCUUAAGGAUUCUGAUGCUUGGUCUCCCCCAAGCAAACAUGGUGAAGAUGCAGAGGAUGCUCGGAAGAGGACCACGUCCCCAGUACCAGAAGUGGCAUCGCAAGGCACCUCUCUAGCUUCCAUGCCUGGUGAAGAGGCACAGCAGAGUAAGGAAGCCGGGGACUCCACACCUAACCAAGAGACUCCUGGCAGAGGCGACAGAGACGUUCGGGAAGAACCUUGUGCUGAGAGUAAGGCAAUGCCAGAGUCUGACAUCCUCUCACCGCAGAGUGAACCUUUAGGAGAUGCCAAAGCUAAUUUGGUUGGGAAUGAGGCAGCAAUGCCACAGAAGAAAGAACUGGGAGGUGGUGAUUUCAUCUCUGCUGAUGCUUCUGGAUCCAUUUGUGGCAAGGAAGGAUCCAAAGAUUCAAAUAAUAUUGAGAGUCCCCAGGUUUACAUGCACAGUGACUAUAAUGUAUAUAGGGUGAGAUCCAGGUAUAAUUCCGACUGGGGAGAGACAGGCACUGAGCAGGAGGAGCAGGAAGACAGUGAUGAAAACAGUUACUACCAACCUGACAUGGAAUACUCGGAAAUCGUUGGGUUGCCAGAAGAAGAAGAAGUCCCAGCAAAUAGGAAAAUUAAGUUUAGUAGUGCUCCAAUUAAGGUUUUCAGCACAUACUCCAAUGAAGACUAUGACAGGAGAAACGAUGAAGUUGACCCUGUGGCUGCUUCAGCCGAGUAUGAACUUGAAAAGCGUGUAGAAAAGCUGGAACUUUUCCCAGUGGAACUGGAGAAAGAUGAAGAUGGACUUGGCAUAAGUAUUAUUGGAAUGGGUGUUGGAGCAGAUGCGGGACUUGAAAAGCUGGGAAUAUUCGUCAAGACAGUAACAGAAGGUGGUGCUGCUCAGCGGGAUGGCAGAAUUCAGGUCAAUGACCAGAUCGUGGAAGUGGAUGGCAUCAGCUUGGUGGGUGUCACGCAGAAUUUUGCUGCGACAGUUCUCAGGAACACCAAGGGCAACGUCAGGUUUGUCAUCGGGCGCGAGAAGCCGGGCCAGGUGAGCGAGGUCGCGCAGCUCAUCAGCCAGACGCUGGAGCAGGAGCGGCGCCAGCGGGAGCUGCUGGAGCAGCACUACGCGCAGUACGACGCCGACGACGACGAGAACACGAUGGCUGACUUGCAAGGAGUGUCUGGCAACUGCAAUAACAAUAACAACUAUUUCCUUCAGACAGGAGAAUAUGCCACAGAUGAAGAAGAAGAUGAGGCAGGACCUGCUCUCCCUGGCGGUGACAUGGCCAUUGAAGUCUUUGAACUGCCUGAGAAUGAGGACAUGUUUUCCCCUUCAGACCUGGACACAACCAAGCUCAGUCACAAGUUCAAAGAGUUGCAAAUCAAACAUGCGGUGACAGAAGCAGAGAUUCAAAAAUUGAAGAGCAAGCUGCAGGCAGCAGAAAAUGAGAAAGUGAGGUGGGAACUAGAAAAAACUCAACUCCAACAGAAUAUAGAAGAGAAUAAAGAAAGAAUGUUGAAGUUGGAGAGCUACUGGAUCGAGGCUCAAACGCUGUGCCACACAGUAAACGAACACCUCAAAGAGACUCAGAGCCAGUAUCAGGCCUUGGAAAAGAAAUACAACAAGGCAAAGAAAUUGAUCAAGGAUUUUCAACAAAAAGAACUUGAUUUCAUCAAGAGACAGGAAGCAGAAAGAAAGAAAAUAGAAGAUUUGGAAAAAGCUCACGUUGUGGAAGUUCAGGGCCUGCAAGUACGGAUUAAAGAUUUGGAAGCUGAGGUAUUCAGGCUACUGAAGCAAAAUGGGACUCAAGUUAACAAUAACAACAACAUCUUCGAGAGAAGAACAUCUUUUGGCGAAGUCUCUAAGGGCGAUACCAUGGAGAAUGUGGAUAUCAAGCAGACGUCUUGUCAAGACAGCUUGAGUCAAGACUUGAACGAAGCAGUCCCAGAGACAGAGCGCCUGGAUUCAAAAGCGCUGAAAACCCGCGCCCAGCUCUCAGUGAAGAACAGACGCCAGAGGCCUUCUAGGACACGACUCUAUGACAGUGUCAGUUCCACAGAUGGAGAGGACAGUCUAGAGCGAAAGCCUUCAAACAGUUUCCAUAACCACAUGCAUAUUACCAAAUCACUUCCGCCCAAGGGUUUGAGAACUUCUCCAGAAUCAGAUUCUGGUGCUCCAUCCCUCACUUCAGUGGCCGGCAGUGUGCCCUUCUCCGAGUCUGACCACAUAGCUGAAUUCCAAGGACCCCUGCAACCAGAAAGGGAGACUUCCUCUAUUUGGGGAAACACUUCACUCUCCUCUCCUUCAAAAUCUGACAAUGAUAUGGAAGAAUCUCCUUGCCACCAUCAAGCCACCACCAGGAACAUAUCACAAGAAAAAGGUGGUGCCAAAGGUCCCAAACCACUAAGAGCGCCCAGUUCGUUGGUGGUGCAAGGAGGAAAAAUUAAGCGGAAGUUUGUGGAUCUGGGGGCACCGUUGCGAAGGAGCUCCAACAAGGGAAAGAAAUGGAAAGAAAAAGAAGCCAGUAGGUUUUCUCCAGGUAGCAGGUAUGGGAUCUUCGGCGGCAGGCUGGACCGCUGGAAGCCCAAGCCAGCCUGCGCGGCGCCCGCCUCCCCGCGCUCGCCCUGCGCGCCUUUCUCCUGGUUUCACGAGAGCCGGAAAGGAUCCUACUCCUUCGGGAACCUGCCUACGCCUCCAAGUCCCGUCCAGCCUUCUUCUGAAACUCUAAUUUCAGAUAAAAAGGGGUCCAAGAAUUUUACCUUCAAUGACGACUUCAGUCCCAGUAGUACCAGUUCGGCAGACCUGAGUGGCCUAGGAGCAGAGCCCAAAACCCCGGGCCUCUCUCAGUCCUUAGCACUAUCAUCAGAUGAGAGCCUGGAUAUGAUAGAUGACGAGAUCCUUGAUGACGGACAGUCUCCCAAGCACAGUCAGUGUCAGAAUCGGGCCGUUCAGGAGUGGAAUGUGCAGCAGGUUUCUCACUGGCUCAUGAGCCUAAAUCUGGAGCAGUAUGUCUCUGAAUUCAGUGCCCAAAACAUCACUGGAGAGCAACUCCUGCAGUUGGAUGGAAAUAAACUGAAGGCUCUUGGAAUGACCUCAUCCCAGGACCGAGCAGUGAUAAAAAAAAAACUCAAGGAAAUGAAGGUGUCUCUAGAGAAGGCUCGGAAGGCUCACGAGAAAAUGGAAAAACAAAGAGAAAAGCUGAGGAGGAAGGAACAAGAGCAAAUGCAGAGGAAAUCUAAAAAGACAGAAAAGAUGGCAGCUGCAGCAGAGGGUGCUGGUGAGCAGUAACACAGGGCCUCUCGCCAGAGGGGGAUGCGCCAAGGAGUGUCCCCCUCUUCCUGCCCUGCUCUCCUCCGGAGGAAUGAAGAAUAAACUGAUGGCAGGGGGAAUGUGCUGUAGGUACAUUGGGGAACCUCGUGUUGAGUAACUGCAUCUUCUGCCGUAAUAGAGUACCCUUCAUUUUCACCUACUGAAAUAAUCCCAAGCCAUCUUUAGUUGGUUAGCAAAUCAAGGAGCUCAUUUGUGAGAGAUGCAAAGCAGCUAUGUUUUCUCUCUUCUCUUACUUACCAACGUCUUGUGUUGUGUUGGGUGGGUGCGUGUGUCACUUGGAAAACCAGCAUGACAGUGCCCAACGAGAGCAUGACCCACCCUGGUGUUGUUAAUGGAGUGCCAUGAAUUUUCAGCAUGGGGUCCUGGCCCUGAGCAUUUGCACAUGUCUGCGUGCCUGAGAGCACCCCUCUGCCAUGAGGUUUGGGCUGCAGGAUCCACUCCAAUGUGUGAGAAAGGUCCCCCGUAUUUCUGUGUCUGGACAGUGAGACAGCCCCGCUGUGGAAACGUGGAUGCCCUGCCACGUCAUUACCUACUGUGGCAGAAGGCAAGCAAACUGUUCUGCUUGCUGGGCAUCUGAAGGAGAGAAAAGAAUCAGUUAUUUGUUAACCCCAGAAAGAAGCAGAAGCCGUAAGAAUGUGGAUGUGGGUAUUACCUUGGGAAUCUGAGGAUAACAUUUAUCCUUCAGACUUAGCCGAACAAAGGAAAACUCGGCCAUUAGUGCAGCCAUGGGGUGGUGGGAUCUGUUGUUUAUUUUGCUACUACUGCGCUUCAGUAUUCCAGCGGCUCCGACACACACAACACAAUUCCUUUUCCCCAGCAAAUUGAACAGGAAAUUGAUUUUUAAGGAAACCAGCGUUUCCAGGUUUCCUCUCUCGGGGAACGUUCUGGCCGGUCUGCAGCCUGACUGGGACACAGCCAGGAACUCAUCACAUAUUUUCUACUCAAGAUUUCCCAAGUGGACGCAGUUAGCGUUUUAACAGACGUGCUUUUAAGAAAAAUAGAAAUACCAGUUCCAGAAAAUUUAGAUUUGAGUAACAUGCAACAGGAGAAGCAGUUUUAUUGAGCACACAGAGUGUUCCCAUAAAGGAAAGCUGUCUGAAUGGCUUCUCUGAGCCACUCUCUUCCAUUCUUUAGGGAUUUUCACUUUACAGUUAAAGUUUGCUUAAGACAGUAUGCAGGAUGCAGCCUCUAGCAGUGGAGGCAGUUACGUGUAUUUUAAAGCCAGUAUUGAGGAAUUCAGCAUUUCAUCAAACUAACUCAAGUGCCGGAGACUAGGGCAAGAGGAAGAAAAAAAUGAACUCAUCCUGAGAAAUUUCAAAUGAUGAAUCUUUUUGUUUUUGUUUUUGUUUUGCUUUUUAUAUUUAUGUGUCUGGUUCUCUUUGCUACAUUGGCUCUAAAAAUGAGGUCAUCCACUUUGCAAGGGACACGUUCCAGAAUAAUAGUCGGGGGCAGACAAAUUCUUGGACAGGUAUUUCUCUUCCUUGACGACGCGGAGAGUCUGUCCAUGUCUUCCACUGGAAAUGUUAUCUAUGCAGAACUUGGGGACGCUUUGGAAUUACUGGUAACAGAUCAUGUAAGGGGGCUCCCACCCGUAUAGCUCCAUCUCUUUGUUGUUGUUGCUGGGUUGUUUUUUUUUGCUUGUCUAAAUAUCUGAAAUCUGGAAUUGUCUAAACUAGAAAUUCACAAUUCGGUCCUUUCCCGAAGGCCUGAUUCCUUUUUAGCGGCAGAGUAUUUAUCUGAUAGGCUCCAGUGACUUUGUCAGUAGGUACAGAUCAUUCACUGUGUUUUCCAAGUAUCAAAGUCACCAUGUAUGUUUUCCCCGCCUGUUUUCAUUUUGGGGCAUGACAGUGAGACCGCCAUACUGGAUAUGGUGUGAGGAUUUUGAGAUGUGUGGUGCUUUGCUAUUUAUUGAUCCCAUGAGAAACAAGGAGCCACUAUUAAUGAACUACAAAAUCCAGCAAACCUUUUCUAAUACUAAAGGACUAAAUUAGUCAAAAUCUGGUAAUAUUAGUGCUUGCUGUUGUAAAUUUCUGCCAUUUUUGCUUAUCUCCGAAAAAAGUGAUCUGGAUCACACUGGAAGUUUCACUGUAUUCAUUUUAAGAAUGGAAAUAGGAUGAUUAUCUUAAGUUAUGUUUACAUUUUGGUAAUAUUUGGAAAUGGAUGUAUAUACUGGAAAUGUCUGUCAGUCUCUGCACAUAAUUUAUGAUCUAUUACAUUGCAUUUUCUUAAACGUCUUCGAAUAUUGUUCUUUGUUUUCAAUUUAUUUUAUACUUCUAAUGUUUAGAUUAAUGACCAACUGACAAUAUUAUUGAUCAGAUUAUUUUUCUUCAAAUCAUUUAGUUUGUGUAAUAUUUUUAUUUUUAAGUUAAAUUAUAGUAAUUUUUGUCUUAAUGAGUUAUUUUUAAUAUUGCUACUUAGAACUGCUGAAGUUAUAAGAGGCGCUUGAUUGUCCCACAAAGGAUGAGAUGCAAACUGAUCGAUGGAAGGGUGUGAGGACGGAGGGAAGGGCCCCACGACUUACGAGAGUUUCCCUGUUACUUUUCCGACUCCAGUGCGUGACGCCUGUUGAGCUUCCAGUGUCUUGCACAGCUCCUGCUCUAAUGCCGGUGGUUUUCAGUGUCCAUGCAAUUAACACAGAACUGUUGCUUCAUGAACCUUAAAGACUUUGCAGUUUUUUCUUUAUCAGAAAAUGAACAAAAAGGGAAUAUCUGGUUACUAUGAACUAUAUAUUCCCUAAACGAUAGCGCUGUAUGACUCUGGCAAUAGCCAAAAGCAUUUGGGGUACAGGUAAUGCUUUGGGAGGUAGGGGAUGUGUGGUGAAGCCAAGCUGUGGACCAAGAGCAUGGGAUUAGCCGAGUGUCUGGGUCAGGGUUUUCCAUUGAAGGGUUUUAGUUUUGUAACAGAAUCACUUUGUUUAAGACUGUUUCUCUUAAACUAACUCUCAGUUCAUGUAAUAGUUUUCUCUUUAUUUCUUUUCUUUUUUUUUUUUCUUUUUUUUUGCCUGGAUCAGAAAUUAACUUCAGAGUGAUAUGUUAGGGCAGAAACCUAAUUUUGCCCAUUCUAGCAGACUGAUGCACUCCACCUCUAGUUUUAUGACAAUAAAGCUAUUCUGUGAA
Molecule: messenger RNA, 7533 nt
Organism: Miniopterus natalensis
Lineage: Eukaryota; Metazoa; Chordata; Mammalia; Chiroptera; Miniopteridae
Source: RefSeq, a predicted model, not a curated record